CAUACGCUAAACACAACAAGCUAACAGUAAAAAAAUCACAAAUAUCUCCUUAUAACGUCGGAAAAAUAGACGCAUAGUAUAACGUGUCAAAAUAAGAGUAUGUUUUCGUCAAUAUAGGACUCAAAUACUGGACUAGAUAUUUAACUGUGACAAUCUUUUUUUUUUACGCAAUACUAAGAAGAGUACGUAAAACGGUUUGACUAUUUAAUGAUUUUUGAUCUGUAUAACUAUUUUACAUUUGUAAUGUAUUUUGAAAGGUAUACACCCCGGAAGUAGCAACGCCGGAAGUACACUACAAUACGCUAAACACAACAAGCUAACAGUAAAAAAAUCACAAAUAUCUCCUUAUAACGUCAGAAAAAUAGGCAACUCGCCCACGAAAUGUCACGACACGCAUAACACGCGUAGCAUUACGUGUCCAAACGCAAUGUUGGGCGUCAUUAAGAGUGUUUAAUCCCCGAGCGUGGCCGCGAGGACAGUCGUCGUUAAGCUACUAUUUACUUCCGGUAGUCUGAAUAAAAGUGUUUGGCAAAAUGGGUGAAGUUGAGGAAACGCUCCAGAGAAUUGAAGCCCAAGGAAGUGUAAUUGGAACAAUAGUUGCUAAUACAGACGGCAUUCCUAUCCGGUCAUCGUUCGACAACUCCAAAGCGGGGAAGUAUGUGGACUCCCUCCGCCAACUCACCUGGAUGGCCAGGUGCACGGUACGAGACAUUGACCCGGAGAAUGAACUCGUAGUUCUUCGCAUCAGCACCAAGAACCAAGAGAUCAUGGUUGGACCAGAGAAUGGCUAUCUUCUGAUACUCCUCCAGAGGUUUGAGAAAUACUCCCGGACAUGAGAGUAAAAGUAUAUGAAGGCUAAAAUAAAAGAAUGAAUGAAAAG
This is a messenger RNA of Entelurus aequoreus (snake pipefish), 880 nucleotides long. Its product is annotated as dynein light chain roadblock-type 2-like. The record is from RefSeq and is a predicted model, not a curated record. Gene Ontology annotation, biological process: microtubule-based movement. Gene Ontology annotation, molecular function: dynein intermediate chain binding. NCBI's taxonomy places the organism in Eukaryota, Metazoa, Chordata, Actinopteri, Syngnathiformes, Syngnathidae. Gene Ontology annotation, cellular component: cytoplasm; centrosome; cytoplasmic dynein complex. The coding region runs from base 534 to 836 and encodes 100 amino acids. The transcript has 4 exons.